GCGGCGGCGGCCGGAAGCCGGAAGCGGAGGCUGCCCGGGACGGCGGCGCCGUGACCCGCGGGCGGGCAGCGCCGGCCGCGCCAUGACGGGCAAGUCGGUGCGCGAUGUGGACCGGUACCAGGCGGUGCUGGCCAGCCUGCUGGUGGAGGAGGAGAAUAAGUACUGCGCUGACUGCCAGGCCAAAGGGCCCCGCUGGGCAUCCUGGAACAUUGGGGUCUUCAUCUGCAUCCGUUGUGCUGGCAUCCACAGGAACCUGGGGGUCCACAUCUCCAGGGUCAAAUCUGUCAACCUUGACCAGUGGACACAAGAACAGAUCCAGUGCAUGCAGGAGAUGGGCAAUGGCAAAGCAAAUCGUCUGUAUGAAGCCUACCUGCCAGAGAACUUCAGGAGACCUCAGACAGAUCAAGCUGUGGAGAGCUUCAUUCGGGACAAGUAUGAGAAGAAGAAGUACAUGGACAGGAGCAUUGACAUCUCUGCCUUCAGGAAAGAAAAAGAUGACAAAUGGAAGAGGAGCAACGAGGCAGUGUCAGAGAGGAAACUGGAACCUAUCAUCUUUGAGAAGGUGAAAAUGCCUCAAAAGAAAGAAGAAACACAGCAGUCUAGGAAAGGUUCUCCUAAAUCUGAGCCAGUCAUGGACUUGCUAGGACUUGAUGCUCCUGUGCUGACCACCAUUACCAACGGCAGGCCCAGCAGCUUGGAGAAGGAUCUGGAUCUUUUUGCAUCUGUGGGCUCAAACUCUGACUCCAGGAAGGUCACUGGCUCAAUGCCCACCUCUGGAAGUGCUGGGUCUGUCCCUGAAAACCUCAACCUCUUCCCUGAGCCAGGAGGCAAAGGGGAGGAAGUGGGGAAGAAGCAGCUCUCUAAAGACUCCAUCCUCUCCUUGUAUGGUUCCCAAACACCUCAGCUGCCUGCCCAAGGAGCAAUGUUCGUGGCCCCAGCCCAGAUGGCCUACCCUGCAGCAGCAUACCCUGGCUUUCCAGGAGUAGCUCCUUCCAGCAGCAUGAUGGGAGGCAUGAUGGCCCCUUCAGUGGGCAUGAUGGCCCAGCCUGGAGCCACAGGGAUGGUGACCCCCAUGGCCAUACCAGCUGGGUACGUGGGUAACGUGCAGGCGGCUGUCAUCGGCGUGCCCAACGGGCUGAUGGCUGCCCAGCAGGCUGGCUACGUAGCUGGGAUGGCAGCAGUCCCCCAACCAGUCUAUGGUGUGCAACCAGCACAGCAGCUUCAGUGGAACAUUGCUCAGAUGACCCAGCAGAUGGCUGGGAUGAACUUCUAUGGAGCCAAUGGCAUGCUGGGCUAUGGACAGUCGAUGGGUGGAGGAGGUGCCCAGGGCAGCAAUCAGUCACUCAGCACUCAGCUGUGGAAAUGAUCCCUUGCGUCUGUGACCAUUUUUGCCUUCUGUUCUGUUCUUCAAAACUGCUCCAUGAGACAUUCAGGGUUGGUUAAUUGGUUGUUGGUUUUGCUUUGUUUUCUUUCUGGCUGGGUUGGCCUCCAGCCUUGAGCCUCUUUCCAUACCUGAGACCCAUCUCUGCCUUGUCGCUGUCGGACACGGUGAAACCUCAGCGGUCAAAAAUGAGCUCCCCUCUAUUUAGCACAGUCAAUGCACACUUCUGGGGUGGGCACACACCCUCCUCUCCCUCCCCCCCUCCUCUCCACACCCUUUAUUGGUUUUGGGUUGGGUUUUUUUCCUCCCCUCCUUGCACAAACCUCCACUAAUGCUUCUGGGUAGCACUUCCACAUCCUGCUUGGGUGUCUGGGCAGAGGUGUGGCUGAGGGAUGUGGGAGGGCAGACACCACAGGCAGUAUUAAAGAGAGACCUUUGCUCAAUCACUUCAGCUCUAGUAUUAGUGUAAGGGUCUUGCUUGGCAGAGAAGGGUGCAAAACCCCCUCCUGGUGCUGAGGAACUGGAUUGUAAGCUGAGCCCAGGGGCAAGCAGAGCCUUGCUACCUCUUCCCCUUGAGUGGAGUUCUCCAGAGCUGAGACUUUGCUGUGCUUGGCUCUCCACUAACCCUCACUGGAACCAAAGUCAUUUUGAAGCCCCCCUCCUCCUCCUCCUCUUUCUUCCUUCUCCCCUUUUUCUUUUCCCCCUUCCCCCUGCACUUUGUGAGCAAGCAGGACCCUCUCACAGUGCUUGGGGGAGCCCAAGCUGUUUGGAAUGUGAAUCUUGCACUUCAAGAGUGGCUUUUUUCCCUGCCUGAUCCUUUUGGUCUUGGAUGUAUUUAACUUUUAACGAGCUAACUGAGAGAGGUUUAACUUAUCAAAGGGCUGAGAGCCCACUGCAAGUUCUCUUACACUUUUCAAACCAUUCUGACAUCCUAAUUUAUACUUUUUUCACAUAUAUAUAUAUAUAAGUGUAUUAUUUUUUUGGUUGUUGUUGUUGUUCCUGUGUGUUCCUCUUCCCAACUUAGCUUUUUCUUUUUGUUGCCAUUUUAAUCUAGGCUUAAAAAGUGUGGAGUGGGUUCAGGUUUCUUGGUUUGGUUGAUUGGUACUUUUUUUUUGGGGGGGUAGGGGGUGGGGGGGUGUUUAUUUUUGGGUUUCUUUCUCAUCUUUAGUAGACCACAACUGCUUCAACUCAUCAGCUCACAGCAAGAAGUCCUAACUUCUGGCACCUCCUUCCACUCUGUCUAUAUGUAAAUUCCUCCCCCAAUAAAAUACUGCAGUGAAACCUCAA
Pogoniulus pusillus (Red-fronted tinkerbird) is the source of this 2668-nucleotide messenger RNA. RefSeq names its product small ArfGAP2 (gene SMAP2). The record is from RefSeq and is a predicted model, not a curated record. Gene Ontology annotation, cellular component: cytoplasm. Gene Ontology annotation, molecular function: GTPase activator activity. The transcript is spliced from 10 exons. Bases 83 to 1366 code for a protein of 427 amino acids. Lineage: Eukaryota; Metazoa; Chordata; Aves; Piciformes; Lybiidae.